Molecule: messenger RNA, 270 nt
Organism: Echinococcus granulosus
Lineage: Eukaryota; Metazoa; Platyhelminthes; Cestoda; Cyclophyllidea; Taeniidae
Product: Small nuclear ribonucleoprotein E
Exons: 4
Coding region: 1-270 (89 amino acids)
Biological process (GO): spliceosomal snRNP assembly; mRNA splicing, via spliceosome
Cellular component (GO): precatalytic spliceosome; U2 snRNP; U1 snRNP
Molecular function (GO): RNA binding
Source: RefSeq, a predicted model, not a curated record
AUGAACAGAAGUGAUCGAGCCAAUAAAGCUCUUGUGCAGCCUAUUACUGUUAUUUACGGGCAUAUGCAAGUGAAAACUCCCGUUCAAAUCUGGCUCUACGAACAAAGUAAUAUGCGGAUUGAAGGCAGGAUUGUUGGUUUUGAUGAAUAUAUGAACCUUGUUUUGGUGGAAGCCUGUGAAAGGCACAUGAAGUCUGGCGCCAAGAAAAUGAUCGGUCGUAUCCUCCUUAAGGGUGAAACCAUCACACUCAUUCAAAAGCUUCCUCAGUAA